AUGCCCAAAUGCUUCAAAUGUGGCACUGAUGCCAGCGUGGGAGAGGUCGCGGUAUGGGACAAUGGGAAGUGGCUGUGGAUAUGGGACUCUCUCAGCCAAUAUCAAGGCUGGUCGAAAGGAUGGGCCAAAAUGCCUCAAGCUGUCUGGAAUGUGCCAUCUUCCAAAAUUGAAGCUUGUGACAUUUAUUGCCGAAGCUGCUGGAAGGAAUGGGCGCAACAUGUCAAGGGCAGCAGGUAUGCCUUGAGCAGGUCUUGUGAGGAGUGGGCAAUACAAGCAGGCAUUCAGUUUGUGCCAUCGCACAUGGGUAACCCCUUCUAUUGCCUGCCCUGUGGAAGAUUCUUCAACCAUGGUCUGACUUCCCUUGAGAAACACUUGCGGGACUCUCACCCUGACGUAAUUGUCCGCCUGGCCCGCAAGAGAAAGCAUGAGGAGACUGUGGCGAAAACUCAAGUUACACCACCUGCGCGACAUGAUGCGGGUUGUGGCAAUAGCCAGGGCAAGUCUGACAUGACCAAGGGCAGCAAGCCCUCCAACUGCAUCGGCCAGGAUGAUGUGAAGCCAUCUGCGCUGGGUCAGCCUCCAUUUGGCAAAACUCUGGAAAUCCAGAUGCUUCGAGCCACAGAUGACUGCAAGCACUCUGAGUUUGAGCUUGUGUGGGAGUUUCGAGCUGAUGACACAGAUGAUGUCGAUGAUGAUGAUGAUACUGGUGACUGGCAGCCAAUGAGGAAGACCAUGAAUGACCUGCUUGAGAAGCGCUGGGCACAGGGAUGGGAUGACAAUCCUGAUUUGGACGAUAUCUUCUAUGUCCAGGGAAAAGGCUUUUCUUACCGCAUCGAUAGCCAUUGCAUGAUGCAGUGGAACACGUCGACCGGCCGCAGCCGGGGGAUCAGGCGGGUUGAUGCCACGUCACAAGCAAGCAAGAAGGCUGCUCAGGUAGAGCAGCUUUUGAAGGAGAAAGAAGACUUGCUCAGGCAAGUUGCGAAGCUAGAGCGGGAAAAGAAAGCUUUGGAAGCUUCGCAGACAGACCAUGCCGAACAGAUGAUGGCGCAAGAAGCCUGGCGAGUGAGUCGCCAGCUGCAGGCAAAGAUUCGCAUCCGGCUGAAUCAUUCGGAUGCAGCUUUCCCCGGCAUCCAGAUGGCUCUAGCCUUCGCACGGCCGUGCGAUCACAAUGGGGAUUGUUUGCGUAUGGACCAUUUCAGUAUCAUCGACCUCCAGCAGGUUUGCAACACCAACAUCUGGAAGGACUACGAAUUCCGGAAGGAACAAGUGCGAAAGGAGAUGGAAGGCCGUGACAACAUCCCCAGAGUGACCAGUACCCUACCUCCUCAUGUGUGCAGUUGGGCGCACUUGGAUCCAAAGAUCAAUGAAGUCUUGGUCAUCCAUGGCACCACGCCGGACAAGACAGAACAGAUUGCAGGCUUCGGGUUUGACGAACGUCUUGCGCAUGAAGAUGGACUCUAUGGACAAGGAGUUUACUUUACAGACCAAAGUUGCAAGGCUCUUCAGUAUUCAGGGGCGGUGGCGAUGCCCCCGUGGAAAAACGGAUCGGGGGAAGGUUGCUUCAUCAUUGCUCGUGUGAUCCUUGGACACCCUAAGACUGCUGAAGGGCCUUUGAAGAACAUGAGGGUGGAACCUCCGGUGGACCCAGGUGAUCCGUCAAAAGGCCGCUUUCACUCCGUAAUCGCUCAGCCAGGGACUCCUACCGAUCAAUGGCGACGACAGGUACAUCGAGAGUUCGUCAUUUUCAACGGAGCCCAGGCCUACCCAGAACUGAUCGUUCAUUUCAAGCUUUCCUAG
Symbiodinium sp. CCMP2592 is the source of this 1797-nucleotide messenger RNA. NCBI's taxonomy places the organism in Eukaryota, Dinophyceae, Suessiales, Symbiodiniaceae. The record is from the annotation of a GenBank genome assembly.